GGUCACGUCAAUAUACGAAUUUAUUACAGCUGGCCAUUGUCGGUCCCUUAAGUAGCUCCAGGCAAGAUGACAACUAUUCAGCCGGCAUCUCAGGUACAUUCUACUGCCGGGGCCGUCCCCAUCAAAAAUGAGAAAGGUCAGAUGUACAUGUUGAAAGUGAAGGUGCAGCGUUACGUUGCUGGUAAAAAACCUGACUUUGCUUCUAGCUCAAGCUCGGACUCUGACAACGAACAGAAUGCACGACAGGUGGAGGAGAUUAAAGCAUUCUCCUCACGACCUAGUGUAACCAAAGGCAGAGGGAAAAACGAAGAUGACGACGGCGAAGGGCAGCUGACCGCCGCUGACUUACAGGACCCUCGGUUCAGACGUCUCGUGAGAGCAAAGGAGGAGCUCUCCGAAAGCAGCGAAGAUGAGGAUGCUGAUGAUCGGGUCGCGCGACACAAGAAGUUUCGGCGCAUCGGUCAGCACAGCGAAGAGAGUUCCGAACGUUCCGGGGACGAGCAGGAUGACGACCAGGAGAUGGAUGAAGCCGAAUUGAUCCGUCGGAGAGAACUGAUUCGUCGCAAGGCGCUUGCUGCUCGUCUGAUGACCGAAGAGGAGAAAGCCGAAGGCUGGGGUGAAGAGGGCGAUGAUCAGGAAGCGGAUGACGAAGAGGAGUUGGAGUAUUCCGAAGAAGAGUAUACCAGCUCGGAGGAUGAAAUCGCUCCCAAAUUAAAACCCGUGUUCGUCAGAGCAUGUGAUCGUGUCACUUUGCAGGCGAAGCACAAAGCAGAUCAGUUGGCCGAGGAAGCCGAAUUGGAAUCCAAGCGGUUGGCCGAGGAACGGCGAAAGACAACUUUGAAGCUGUUGGAGAGCGAAUUGCGUCGCGAAGCCGAGGAAGCUCAUGCAAUCGAGGACGCAUUGGACGCGCUAGACUCCGAUGAAGGUCAAGGCAAUCCACAGGCUGAGCAGGAGGAGUACGAGAAAUGGAAGGUCCGCGAACUACGGCGAAUCCGUCGCGACCGCGAAGCUCGUGAAGCCCAGAUCCAGGAGAAGAAUGAGAUCGAGCGAAUUCGCCAGAUGACAGAGGAGCAACGCCGAGAAGAAUUCUUGCGCAACCCGAAGAAAGUGACCAAUCAGGCGGUGAAGGGCCGAUACAAAUUCCUUCAGAAAUACUACCAUCGGGGUGCCUUCUUCGUCACUAGUGUUGAAGCACCGGUCUUCCAACAGGACUUCGCGCAGCCAACGCUUGAGGAUCAUUUUGAUAAAACGAAACUUCCAGCGGUCAUGCAGGUUAAAAACUUCGGUCGAGCUGGGCGCACCAAGUACACCCAUCUGGUGGAUCAAGACACAACGGUGUUCGAUUCCCCGUGGUCCACGAGUAAUCCACAGAAUGUCAAAUUCCAAUCCACGCAUGGCGGUGGUUUCAAACAGGUCUUCGACAAACCCUCGGCCAUCGAACGAAACAAAAAGAAAACCAUUUAACUUGUACAUAAAUGAUGUUUUAGACUUAUUUAUUUCCCCCAUAUCCCCAUGCUACUCUCUGGCGGAAUGACUCCGCGGCCUUGUAUGAUGUCCCCACCACCAUUUUAUUUGACUAAUAUUUUGACAAGAAUCGAUGUUCUUUGUGUAUGCCG
Molecule: messenger RNA, 1616 nt
Organism: Dicrocoelium dendriticum
Lineage: Eukaryota; Metazoa; Platyhelminthes; Trematoda; Plagiorchiida; Dicrocoeliidae
Source: the annotation of a GenBank genome assembly